This is a messenger RNA of Nymphalis io (European peacock), 4435 nucleotides long. Its product is annotated as zinc finger and SCAN domain-containing protein 12-like. Gene Ontology annotation, cellular component: nucleus. The record is from RefSeq and is a predicted model, not a curated record. The transcript is spliced from 6 exons. NCBI's taxonomy places the organism in Eukaryota, Metazoa, Arthropoda, Insecta, Lepidoptera, Nymphalidae. The coding region runs from base 145 to 1851 and encodes 568 amino acids.
UAAAGUUUAACAAGUCGCUAUUUUUUGUUUUUCUUCCUCUUGUUCUAGUAAUUAUUAACAAUCCGAUUGAUUAGUUAUGAUAAUAUUUUACAAACUAUAUUUAUGUAAUGAUUCCACUGAACGUAAUUAAAAACCGGCUUCAAAAUGACUGAAGCCUGCUCAGUGAACAGCAACAUAGAUGAGAACAAGAGCUUAUCGAAGGAUAAUGGAGUUUUGGGUGUAAAAGAGGAACAAGAAAUAACUGUGAAGCAGGAAAUUGUCGAAUGUUUGGUGUGUCUGAACCGGACGACAGAGAAUUGCGAUUUAAGUACCACGAAUACCGCUUCGGGAACUACCCUCUACGAUUAUUUAUGUAAAUUUACCCUAAGCGAUAUCGGGAAAGCAACAAACGGUUCCAAGUUCAUUUGUAAAACGUGUCUCAAUCUAGUUAAUAUAUUAGAACGUGCAGAAAUUGAGUAUUUAAAGUUAAAAGAGGAGUUUCAAUCCAUACUCAGUAAGAACCCAUUGUUUGAAACACCAAACACACAAGUUUCUGUAACACUCGAGCCUGUGAAAAAUGAGAGCUCGGAAAUUGAUAAAAAAUUCGAUGACGAUUCGGAAGACGAACCUUUAUCCCUCACAAAAAAGAAACGACAUAGAAAACUUGACAAAAGAAAAAAGAAAACGCUUACAGAUAGCAAACGCAAAGUGCGCAGUAAAGUUUGUAAUGAGAGUUGGGAGUGCACAGAAUGUGAGGUGAGUGGGGUGACGGGUGGUCCUGAGGCUUUGACCGCACACAUGCUGCUUUCACAUACUCUACCAGGUUCCAUACAUAUUGAAAAGGUUAAGAAAGAGGAGUCACCAGACAGAUCUCCAAGUCCAAGUUUCAAUAAUUUUGAUGAAAUAUUUAAAGUUGAAGCUGAAGGUUUUGAUGAUGAUGAUGAAAGUUCAAACUAUGUACCUGACGAGCUGAGCAAUGGCAAACAUAGUAAAAGAAGCAAAUUGCUUGGUCGGGGCAAACGAAAAAAUGGUAGUAGUUCCACUGUUAAGAAAAAGAAAGAUCCGAAGAUUAUUCAUCAAUGUGAUCAGUGCAAUGCAAAGUAUACAUCACUUGUGCGACUGGAGCAACACAAGCAGAAGCACGACGACUCCAAGCCGCCCUACAUCUGUGAGGUUUGCGGAGCGCACUACAAGCACAAGCGAGCCUGCGAUAUACACGUCGCCAUGCAUAAAGGCAUCAGCGAUUGGAAAUGUGAAGAGUGCAACAAGCUGUUUCCAUCGAAGGGUGCCCUGCAGCGGCACAACAAUAUCCACACGGGAAAACUCAAUUAUCAGUGCGACCUGUGCGGCAAGUCGUUCAUCCACACGUCGUCGUUCAAGAUGCACAAGUUGUCGCACUCCGGCGUGAAGCCGCACUCGUGCGACGUGUGCGGGCUGGCGCUCAUGACGCGCUCGCACCUCAAGCGCCACAAGCGCGUGCACUCGGGCGAGAAGCGCCACGAGUGCGGCGUGUGCGGCAAGCGCUUCUCCGAGCGCUACAACCUGGCGGCGCACGCGCGCGCGCACGCGGGCGAGGGCGCGGCGCUGGCGCUGCAGCCGCGCCGCCGCCUGUUCCGCUGCGCCUUCUGCCCCGAGCGCUUCGAGCGCCGCGUGCAGCUGGAGCGCCACGCCGGCGCCGCGCACGGGCGCGCGCUGGAGCGGCCGCCGCCCACGCCGCGCAACACCAUGAGCAAGCUGCUCAAGGCGCAGGCGCAGCGCCGCGCGCCCGACGCCAAGCCCGAGCGCAGCCCGCCGCCCGCGCCCGACGCCGCCGCCUCGUGGGCCGGCGUCUACGUCGCCGAGUUCGGCCUGCGCGCCGACUACUCGCACUAGCGCCGCCUGGGCCGUGGCCUUCCAGACUGCCUCCUGGAUACUUGUUAUAUCGAUUUGUUCGAUUGCCGGCUGCGAAUUUAGGACCUGAAUGUAAAAAGCCAAAUUGAAACCCAUGAGAAAAAGGGUGCCCCGGGUGCCUAGUGAGUUAUUCUUGGCAAAUUUGUGCGGAAUACUCAUUGCAAUACAGAUAACAAGUAAAAUAAAACAUGAAAAUUAACCAGGACAUAUGUGACACUCUGUUUGAUAUUUUCUAAAUGCAGUAAAUCAUACACGAAAAUGCUCACCAGAUCCCUGACUAUUAGAUGAAUUGCGGAAAUAUUUUUAAAAAUAGAUUUAGAAUACUAAUCUUCUGUAUUGUAAACAUUAUUUGAUAUUUAUGCAUUUUUGAAAGAACCAUCCAUGUCAACUGGAACUAGCCGAGGUUCUAUUUGUUGUCAGUAUUAAAUCAUUAAAUCGGAUGGACCUAACACAAAAAUAAUUGACUGUACGGUAAAUAAACUAAAUCUUAAAAACUGUGAAUUAGAAUAAAAACAGUUAAUUUGGUUAAUGUUAUAUAGCGUAUAUGAUAAAUGUUUUUCUGUUUGUCACAUAUGUGUUCCUACAGCUUAAUGCAAUAAAGCAGAUACUUUAUACAGCGUAUGGUACUUGUGUGAAGAUUUAUUGCAAAAUACCUCAACUUAUGAGCAAAUAAUAUUGGUUAAUCAUUAAUGAGGUAGUAUGGAAUAAUUAAAAAAGGGUUUUUUUUUGUUUUUACAAUAAACCUUUUUCCGAUAAUUUUUGAUUAGAAAAAAUUUAUAGUGCACACACAGUAAUAAUGCACGCUGCACGGUUAGAGAUCAAAGAGUUGAGUAAUUGUUGUACAUUAUAUCUCCUUUAUUAUAUUCAAUGCAAAUAGUACAAGUAUAACAUCGUGACAUUUAAAAAUGAAAUUACUAUUUAAUAUAAAUCAUUAACAAAGUAACAAAAACAUAAUUUCAUAUUGUAUCAUAUAAUGAAAUCUAAACCCAUAUUAUUAAGUUUAAAAUUUAUAUUUCUUUACAAAACUAUUCCUUGAGUUCUAUUACUACCUAUUUCAUUACAUACAACACAUUCGAUGAGGCUCGGUUGUUUCUCAAAUGAACUGUUUUCUUAAUCAUUGUUAUUACUACAUCUUCAUAAUGUUUAAUUUGAUUUUAAAAUGGUUUUGUUACAAAAAAUAUAUAAGAGAACUAUGUUCAACUUUUUGUUAUAACUAAAUAUUUGUUUAUUUCAUAUUUUAUGCAUGAAUAAUAUUUUCUGUGCAAUAUGUAAUUGAAAACAGAAAAAUCAUUUAUGAGUAAUAAUAAUAUGCGACUAGACAUUAAGGUGAAUUAUGUUUAUUAUUUUGUAUUGCAUGAAACUCACUCGUAUUAUGUUAUUAAAGUCACUAUGUAAAUGUAUAUAAAUAGUAACGCUAAGAUGUCAAAAUGUAAGAUAGGCUAUGUUGUUUUAUUCAUAACUUUAUUAUCAGAUAUAAUUCGAAUAAUAUUUUUCUACUGGUAUCGUGUACAGUAUAUUAUAUGAUAGAGUUUCUUAAGUUAAAUAUAAAAAUACAAACAUUGUUAAUAUUUUACAAAAUUCGAAUUAAAUAUUGAAAUUAUAUCUAUCACUAAGUACAUAGCUAAUGCAUAAAACCAGAACUAUUGUACUUGAUAUGUUAUUCUGUUGUGUAUUAUACUUCGUAAAAGUUAAAAAAAUAUACACUAUGAAAACAUUUAAAAAACAUUUUUGGUUCAGACCAAUCGUGGAAGCUGGACAGAGCUCGAGAUCUAAUAGCGAAGAGGGGUAUCGGAUGAUGAGUAUGAAAUAGGAAACUGUGUUCCAGUGGAAUACGAAACAGCAGGGCAUUCCGUAAGAACUCGCUUCAUUACUGACCCGUAAUAUGUUGACAACCGGCUUAUGGCGAUAUUCAUUUUGAUGUUGUUAUAUUCAAUGUCGCAUACAACUUUCUGUCAUUUCGAGACCGAUUUUUGCAAUGAGUUUCGAGUUUGCCCAUACAGAAUAACCCUACAGGAAGUGUUUGACGUUGCAAUAUAAAAUACAUUAUUGUCUUAAAAUUACAUUUUACAUCGUUAAAUAUUGGUAAAAUAAUUUGUUCAUUUAUAUAAAAAUAUGUAAAUGUAAUGACAGAUUUUAAUUUGACUUUCACGAAUAAAUGUUUCAUGUUGCCCACAACUUAGUAAAAGAUGCUUCGCUAUAAUGAACGCUUUAGCUUAUGAGCACGCUGUCAACCUAUUUUCUAUUGAUCUUGGGCGUCUUUUUGGGCAAUACUAUACACUAUUUCAUUAUGUAUUAUUUAACUCUUGUCAUAUUCAAAUUGUCCGUUUCUGUUAAUCGCAGGUACUAUUGUCAUAAUCUUAUCGUUAUUUUUCUUUGUUUAGUAAUAUUAUGUCUGUUCAGUAGAGAUCAGGCAGUUGCGACGUUGCGCAUAUAUGGCCAUCACUCAAUUAAUGUUGUCGAAUGUCAAUAGUACCUACGCUAUAUUCGUUCGUUUCUUUAUAUUAUAAGGCGACAAUAUCCCUCGGACAUGUAACAUACGUAACUGAUAUUAAAAUAUUUCAUUAAA